Molecule: messenger RNA, 1350 nt
Organism: Phyllostomus hastatus (greater spear-nosed bat)
Lineage: Eukaryota; Metazoa; Chordata; Mammalia; Chiroptera; Phyllostomidae
Gene: ISX
Product: intestine specific homeobox
Exons: 4
Coding region: 1-708 (235 amino acids)
Biological process (GO): regulation of transcription by RNA polymerase II
Molecular function (GO): RNA polymerase II transcription regulatory region sequence-specific DNA binding; DNA-binding transcription factor activity, RNA polymerase II-specific
Source: RefSeq, a predicted model, not a curated record
AUGGAGAACAAGGUGGUCCCUGCUCUCUGCGGGGCUACGGAGAGGCAGAACUUGGGGUGCUGCGAGGCCCCAAAGAAACUGGGCCUGUCCUUCUCCAUCGAGGAGAUCUUAAAGAGGCCCACCGAGAGGAGCGACAGGGUCCGACGGGAAGGGGCAGCUGGACCGGGCACUGGGAAGGCAGCAAUUGCAGACUCCAGGCCGGAGAGGCCCCGCCAGGACCAGCCCCAUGGAGAGAGGAAGAGCAAGCGGAGGGUAAGAACCACCUUUACCACAGAGCAGCUAUGUGAGCUGGAGAAGAUCUUCCACUUCACCCACUACCCAGACAUCCACGUCCGCACCCAGCUGGCAGCCAGGAUCAACCUCCCAGAAGCCCGGGUGCAGAUCUGGUUCCAGAAUCAGCGAGCCAAGUGGCGGAAGCAGGAGAGGACGGGUGGCCCCAGGGCUCCACAGCAGCUGCGUGAGGCCAGCUUGGCCCCGGCCACAAAUCUGGACGUGGCCGGUCCCCUGCUGCCGCCCCCUGCACUGCCCAGGCUGGCUCCUCCCGCGGGGUGCUGUCCACCAGCUCAAGGUCAGCCAGCCUCUGCCUGGUUCCCUGCCUGGACGCCGCCUCUCCCGGGCCGCCUCAUCCAGCAGACCUGCAUCCCUGUCCUCUGCUUCCCUCCCACUCUGCACCCAAAGUGGGGCAGCAUCUGUGCCACUUCAACAUAGGGACCGGACGGGCAUCCUGUCUGCAAUGGAGCCGCCCUCCUCUCCGGGUGAAGACGCAUGGCGAGAAGCUGCCCAGACCUCUGGGGGAGUCAGUCUGCUGACCCAAAGGUGGCCCACACCCCAGGAAGCCUCCCCCGAGCACGCCCCUUGGAAGGCUGGGGCAGACUCCCCAGCAGGGUGGCCUUCCAGCUCAACGACAGAGGGUUUUCAGACCUCAGGGUGAGCUCUGGAGCGAGCAGUGCAUUCUCUCUCUCCUGCGCUUCCUCUCACGUGCUGUGUGGCCUCCAGCCGGUCACUCGCCCCAUCUGGACCUCACGUGUAACAUGAAGCAGUUGGACAAGAUGACCUCUGAGGGCCUUCCGGCCCCUCCGUGGGUGAGGUGACCCACCGUGAGAACAGAGGCAUGGAGGAGGCCAAGGAGAGGUUGUUUGCUCUUUCACUCACGACACAUUUAUUCCGAGCCUAUGGAGUGCUCUGCCAAUGGAACCGGUUGUGGACAGGAACAAGCGAGGUGCUGCCCCUGUGAGCUCAGUCCAGGCUGGUCAAAGGGAGAGUGCUAACCUUCCCCUGCAGGCACAACAUUUGCCCAUGACCUUGCAGGGGGUCCAUGUGUAACAUUCUGUACAUCUUUGAUGUGACUGU